This is a messenger RNA of Aspergillus alliaceus, 7549 nucleotides long. RefSeq names its product acetyl-CoA carboxylase ACC1. NCBI's taxonomy places the organism in Eukaryota, Fungi, Ascomycota, Eurotiomycetes, Eurotiales, Aspergillaceae. The record is from RefSeq and is a predicted model, not a curated record. Gene Ontology annotation, biological process: fatty acid biosynthetic process. Bases 245 to 7123 code for a protein of 2292 amino acids. The transcript has 3 exons. Gene Ontology annotation, molecular function: ATP binding; metal ion binding; acetyl-CoA carboxylase activity.
UCUAUCUUCUAACGACUUCUGACACACUCCGUGAAGGCUUACUUCUCCAAAAAGAGGGACUUCUUUUCUUUUUCACAUCAUCCUUAUUCUAAUUUCUUACCUAGCGCCUGUACCACUACGAUCCAGGCAAUCCUCCCAUCUUCUCUCCGCCCUGCUUACAUUCUGAGCUCUACUUUGAUCUCGUAAAAUUCUACCUGGAUAUAUCGCAUGGGAAUUGCAUAAUUCAUAAUUAACUAUCUUCAUCAUGGCCCUCGCCAACGGAACCUCGACAGCCAACGGCCAUGACAGCGCAUCGACUGCCAACUACAAUCUUCCCUCACAUUUCAUCGGUGGGAAUCACCUCGGAGCUGCCGCGCCGAGUACCGUGAAAGACUUUGUGGCCAAACACGGUGGCCACUCGGUCAUCAGUUCGGUUCUGAUUGCCAACAACGGUAUUGCUGCCGUGAAAGAGAUCCGCUCUGUCCGGAAAUGGGCCUACGAAACAUUUGGCAAUGAGCGUGCCAUUCAAUUCACAGUGAUGGCCACGCCGGAGGAUUUACGCGCAAAUGCGGAUUAUAUCCGUAUGGCGGACCAAUACGUUGAGGUUCCGGGGGGUACGAAUAACAAUAAUUAUGCCAACGUUGAACUGAUCGUUGAUGUUGCCGAACGAAUGGACGUCCACGCCGUGUGGGCUGGAUGGGGUCAUGCUUCUGAAAACCCCCGACUACCUGAGUCCCUCGCCGCGUCUCCCAAGAAGAUUCUCUUCAUUGGACCGCCGUCCUCGGCUAUGCGCUCAUUGGGUGACAAGAUCUCGUCUACAAUUGUCGCUCAACACGCCGGGGUGCCUUGCAUCCCCUGGUCCGGAACCGGUGUCGACGACGUGAAGGUCGAUGACAAGGGCAUUGUUACUGUUGCCGACGAGGUGUACAACCGCGGUUGCACCUUCUCGCCAGAGGAAGGUCUCCAGAAGGCCAAGGAAAUCGGUUUCCCUGUGAUGAUAAAAGCGUCUGAAGGUGGCGGAGGUAAAGGUAUUCGUAAGGUUGAAAACGAAGCUGACUUCAUCAACCUGUACAAUGCUGCCGCAAACGAAAUCCCUGGAUCUCCAAUCUUCAUUAUGAAGCUUGCUGGCAACGCCCGCCACUUGGAAGUCCAGCUGCUGGCCGACCAAUACGGCAACAAUAUCUCAUUGUUUGGCAGAGAUUGCUCAGUCCAACGGCGACACCAGAAGAUCAUCGAAGAGGCUCCCGUGACGAUCGCAAAGCCUACAACGUUCCAGGCCAUGGAGCGUGCGGCUGUCAGCCUGGGAAAGCUGGUUGGCUACGUGUCGGCCGGUACGGUGGAAUACCUGUAUUCGCAUUCAGACGACAAGUUCUACUUCUUGGAACUGAAUCCUCGUCUCCAGGUCGAGCACCCUACGACUGAGAUGGUUUCGGGUGUGAAUCUGCCGGCUGCUCAACUCCAAAUUGCUAUGGGUAUUCCUCUGCACCGGAUACGUGAUAUCCGCUUGCUCUACGGAGUGGAUCCGAACACGUCCUCCGAGAUCGACUUUGACUUUUCCAGUGAAGAGAGCUACAAGACCCAGCGCCGCCCGCAGCCUAAGGGACACACAACUGCGUGCCGUAUUACUUCUGAAGAUCCAGGCGAGGGCUUUAAGCCUUCCAGUGGUACCAUGCAUGAACUGAACUUCCGCAGUUCGUCCAAUGUCUGGGGUUACUUCUCCGUCGGUACGGCUGGGGGAAUUCACAGCUUCUCGGACAGUCAAUUCGGUCAUAUCUUCGCAUAUGGUGAGAAUCGAUCGGCAUCACGGAAGCACAUGGUUAUCGCCUUAAAGGAAUUGAGUAUCCGUGGUGAUUUCCGGACGACCGUCGAGUACUUGAUUAAGCUGCUGGAGACUCCUGCAUUCGAAGACAACACAAUUACGACCGGAUGGCUUGAUCAGUUGAUCACCAACAAAUUGACUGCUGAACGUCCGGACCCCAUUGUCGCCGUGCUGUGUGGUGCGGUUACUAAGGCGCAUCAAGCUAGUGAAGCAGGUGUGGAAGAGUACCGGAAGGGGCUUGAGAAGGGUCAAGUGCCCUCGAAGGAUGUUCUGAAGACCGUUUUCCCUGUCGAUUUCAUCUACGAGGGUUCGCGCUACAAGUUCACCGCCACAAGAGCGAGCUUGGACAGCUACCACCUUUUCAUAAACGGAUCCAAAUGCUCUGUCGGUGUUCGCGCGCUGGCUGACGGUGGCUUGCUGGUCCUCCUGAACGGUCGCAGUCACAAUGUUUACUGGAAGGAGGAAGCAGCCGCCACACGUCUCAGCGUGGAUGGGAAGACUUGCCUGCUGGAGCAGGAGAACGACCCAACGCAGCUCCGCACACCUUCUCCCGGAAAGCUCGUUAAGUUCACCGUUGAGAAUGGCGAACAUGUUCGAGCAGGCCAGGCCUUUGCCGAAGUCGAGGUGAUGAAGAUGUACAUGCCUUUGAUUGCCCAGGAAGAUGGGAUUGUUCAAUUGAUCAAGCAGCCUGGUGCCACCUUGGAGGCUGGCGAUAUUCUCGGUAUUCUCGCCUUGGAUGAUCCAUCUCGCGUCAAGCAUGCGCAGCCGUUCACCGGCCAGCUGCCAGAUAUUGGACCACCACAGGUUGUGGGUAACAAGCCUCCACAGAGGUUCUUUUUGCUCUAUAGCAUCCUGGAAAAUAUUUUGCGAGGAUUUGAUAACCAGGUCAUCAUGGGUACCACGCUCAAGGAGCUUGUGGAAGUCCUUCGUAAUCCCGAACUUCCGUACGGAGAGUGGAAUGCUCAAUCUUCUGCAUUGCACUCGCGUAUGCCUCAGAGACUUGAUGCGCAGCUUCAAAACGUUGUUGACCGUGCGCGCGCCAGGAAGGCUGAAUUCCCUGCGAAGCAGCUGCAGAAGACUAUCGCUCGAUUCAUUGAGGAAAAUCUCAACCCCGCCGAUGCGGAAAUUCUCAAGACAACCCUCCUACCUCUAGAACAAGUCAUUGACAAGUAUAUGGAUGGAUUGAAGACCCACGAGUUCAAUGUCUUCAUUGGCCUCUUGGAGCAGUAUUACGAGGUGGAGAAGCUAUUCUCAGGCCGCAAUACCCGUGAUGAAGAUGCUAUUCUCAAGCUCAGAGACGAGCACAAGGAUGAUAUCCUCAGCGUUGUUCACAUUGUGCUUUCCCAUAGUCGUAUCGGUGCUAAGAACAACCUGAUUCUUGCCAUUUUGGCGAUGUACCGUCCAAACCAACCUGGCGUUGGUAAUGUCGGCAAGCACUUCAAGCCGAUCCUCAAGAAGCUUACAGAGCUGGAGUCCAGAUCUGCCGCUAAGGUCACCCUCAAAGCACGUGAGGUCCUUAUCCAGUGCGCUCUCCCCUCUCUGGAAGAACGUCUCUCCCAGAUGGAAUUAAUUCUGCGUUCCUCGGUUGUUGAGUCGCGCUACGGUGAAACAGGCUGGGACCACCGUGAACCCGAUUUUGGGGUCCUGAAGGAGGUGGUUGAUUCCAAAUAUACUGUUUUCGAUGUGCUACCGCGUUUCUUCGUCCACCAAGAUGCCUGGGUCACACUCGCUGCUCUCGAGGUCUAUGUGCGCCGUGCGUACCGUGCAUAUACCUUGAAGGGUAUUCAAUACCACGCUUCCGGCGAGCCGCCAUUGCUUUCAUGGGACUUCACUCUUGACAAGCUCGGACAGCCCGAAUUUGGCGGUGUCACGUCGACUCAUCCGUCGACUCCGAGCACCCCAACAGCGGAAGGUAACCCCUUCCGGAGGUUGAACUCUAUAAGCGACAUGUCUUACCUGGUCAAUGAUGGCAGUAACGAGCCUACCAGAAAGGGUGUCCUUCUUCCUGUCCAGUACUUGGAGGAUGCUGAAGAGUACCUGCACAGAGCUUUGGAGGUCUUCCCGCGGGCUGGCUCAAAGGCCAAGAAGCCUAGUGAUAAUGGCCUUCUUGCCACCCUGGAGGGCAAGCGUCGACCAGCUCCGCGAAUUGAAAGCGACAACGAGCUCACUGGUGUCUGCAAUAUCGCUGUUCGCGACGUUGAAGACCUGGACGACACGCAAAUUGUUUCCCAGAUCAACGGACUGCUCGCUGAUGUUAAAGAUGAAUUGCUUGCCCGUCGUAUUCGUCGUGUGACUUUCAUCUGCGGAAAGAAUGGCAUCUACCCGGGUUAUUACACGUUUAGGGGGCCUGCGUAUGAAGAAGAUGAGAGUAUCCGUCACAGCGAGCCUGCCCUGGCGUUCCAACUGGAACUCGGCCGUUUGUCUAAGUUCAAGAUCAAGCCAGUCUUCACGGAGAACCGUAACAUUCACGUUUAUGAAGCAAUUGGCAAGGGCCCGGACGAUAAGGCGCUGGACAAGCGGUACUUCGUCCGUGCUGUGGUGCGUCCGGGACGCCUUCGUGACGAUAUCCCUACAGCCGAGUACCUGAUCUCCGAGGCUGACCGGUUGAUGAACGAUAUUUUGGAUGCUCUUGAGAUUAUUGGCAACAACAACUCUGAUUUGAACCACAUCUUCAUCAACUUCUCUCCCGUGUUCAACCUGCAGCCAAAGGAUGUGGAAGAGGCUCUGGCUGGUUUCUUGGAUCGUUUCGGUCGUCGCCUCUGGCGACUUCGCGUUACUGGUGCUGAGAUCCGUAUCCUCUGUACCGAUCCUGCCACCGGAGUUCCCUACCCACUGCGUGUGAUCAUCACCAACACCUAUGGUUUCAUCAUCCAGGUGGAACUCUACAUUGAGAAGAAGUCUGAAAAGGGUGAAUGGGUCUUCCACAGCAUUGGUGGUACUAACAAGCUCGGAUCCAUGCACUUGCGCCUUGUCUCCACACCCUACCCUACAAAGGAGUGGCUCCAGCCUAAGCGGUACAAGGCUCACAUCAUGGGUACUCAAUAUGUGUACGAUUUCCCAGAGUUGUUCAGACAAGCUUUCCAGAACAGCUGGACCAAAGCUAUCGCCAAGGUGCCAUCCUUGGCAGAGCAGCGGCCCCCUGUUGGUGAAUGUAUCGACUACACUGAGCUUGUGCUGGAUGAUACCGAUAAUCUGGUAGAGAUUUCGAGAGGCCCUGGUACGAACACGCAUGGUAUGGUAGGUUGGCUCGUGACUGCCCGCACUCCUGAGUAUCCCCGUGGAAGGCGGUUCAUUAUUGUUGCGAACGACAUCACGUUCCAAAUCGGAUCUUUUGGUCCACAGGAGGACAAGUUCUUCCACAAGUGUACUGAGCUGGCAAGAAAGCUUGGUAUUCCUCGUAUCUAUCUUUCUGCUAACUCAGGUGCUCGUAUUGGAAUGGCUGAUGAGCUCAUCCCAUACUUCUCAGUUGCUUGGAAUGAUCCUGAGAGACCCGAAGCCGGAUUCAAAUACCUUUACCUGACUCCUGAGGUCAAGAAGAAGUUUGACGCGAGCCAGAAGAAGGAAGUCAUUACUGAGCUAAUCAAUGACGAAGGCGAAGAACGGCACAAGAUCACCACUGUCAUUGGUGCUAAGGAUGGCCUUGGUGUUGAAUGUCUCAAGGGCUCUGGUCUCAUUGCAGGUGCCACCUCCAAGGCUUACGAGGACAUCUUCACAAUCACACUGGUCACCUGCCGCUCCGUCGGUAUCGGCGCUUAUCUCGUCCGUCUCGGACAAAGAGCUAUCCAAGUUGAGGGACAGCCGAUUAUUCUUACCGGUGCCCCGGCCAUUAACAAGCUGUUGGGCAGAGAGGUCUACACGUCCAACUUGCAACUUGGUGGAACUCAGAUCAUGUAUAGGAACGGUGUUUCCCAUAUGACCGCCAACGAUGACUUCGAAGGUGUGCAAAAGAUUGUUGAAUGGAUGUCCUUUGUUCCUGACAGAAAGGGAUCGCCGAACCCUAUCCGUCCUUGGUCGGACAACUGGGACCGUGACAUCGAGUACCAUCCUCCUUCCAAGCAACCAUAUGACCCUCGUUGGCUCAUUGCCGGUAAGGAGGAUGAGGAGGGCUUCCUUCCUGGCUUGUUUGACGCGGGAUCUUUCGAAGAAGCUCUGGGCGGAUGGGCUCGUACUGUUGUUGUUGGUCGCGCAAGGCUAGGUGGAAUCCCCAUGGGUGUUAUUGCUGUCGAGACACGCUCGGUGGAGAAUGUCACUCCAGCUGACCCGGCGAACCCCGACUCGAUGGAGAUGAUCAGCACCGAAGCUGGUGGAGUGUGGUACCCCAACUCUGCUUACAAGACAGCUCAAGCCCUUCGUGACUUUAACAACGGUGAGCAGCUACCAGUAAUGAUCUUAGCCAACUGGAGAGGCUUCUCCGGUGGACAGCGCGACAUGUACAACGAGGUCCUGAAGUAUGGGUCGUACAUCGUCGAUGCUUUGGUCAAGUAUGAGCAGCCUAUCUUUGUCUACAUCCCGCCCUUCGGUGAACUUCGUGGUGGUUCCUGGGUCGUCAUCGAUCCAACGAUCAAUCCAGACCAGAUGGAAAUGUACGCUGAUGAGGAAGCUCGUGGUGGUGUUCUUGAGCCUGAGGGUAUUGUCAACAUCAAAUACCGCCGUGAUAAGCAGCUGGACACUAUGGCUCGUCUGGAUGCUACUUACGGUGAGCUUCGUCGCUCUCUUGAGGACCCAUCUCUCAGUAAGGAGCAGUUGUCAGAAAUCAAGACCAAGAUGGCUGCUCGUGAGGAGCAACUUCUCCCCGUCUACUUGCAGAUUGCUCUGCAAUUUGCUGAUCUUCAUGAUCGUGCUGGCCGCAUGGAGGCCAAGAACACUAUUCGCCGGCCUCUCACUUGGAAGAACGCACGCCGAUUCUUCUACUGGCGCGCGCGCCGUCGUCUCAGCGAGGAGCUAAUCAUUAAGCGCAUGGUUGCUGCAGCACCGUCCCCUGCACCACGCGACGCUAGCAGCGGCGCCAUCCCAACCAUCCCUGCCGGCAACGUCUCUUCUACCGAAUCUGCUCGCUCGAUUCACCUUCAUACUCUGCGUACCUGGACUGGAAUGCUUCAUGAUGAACUGGAGAAUGAUGAUCAACGUGUGGCUUUGUGGUACGAGGAAAACAAGAAGCUCAUCCAGACAAAGAUUGAGGCCCUCAAGACCGAAUCUGUUGCUGGAGAGGUCGCGCAAUUGCUUAUCGGCAACAAGGAAGGUGGCUUGAAGGGUGUCCAACAGGUUCUGAGCAUGCUCCCUGUUGAAGAAAAGGAGGCUGUUCUUAAGUACCUUUCUUCGCAAUAAGCCCAUAUUUCAAUCGUUGAAGUGUGUGGAAUCAUCUUAACGUCUUUUGUCAUAAACAGUGAUACAAUUGAGCAUUGGGUAUGUAUGGAUGAGGCAGGUUUCUGGGUUUCGGAUUUCAGGAGGUGCAUGUUAUGAUUCUGUGAUUUGUUAUGCAUAUAAUGCUGCUGAUGUCUGUUAUUUCUCGAUGGUAUUUAUCUGUUCAUUACAUUGUUUAAAAAUACAAAUAUAAUUUCCCAAGACAUCAGAUUAUCGAUUCUAGCCUCAUCCCUAGGUCUCCAGUUGCUUGGGAGCACCAUUACCGUAAGCGGGAGGUCGAGAACAAUAGUAAAUCAGCAAAAAAUCCAUAUCUGAAAGCACAAGCUAGGUAGAUCCUUAUUAACACUAUCGACAUUACUUGAGGAUCACAAGAAACAGGCAUAGGACGUA